GGGGGCUUUCGGGUGUCCCUUCAGAGUGUCUCGUCGCGCAGUGCCUUCCAGACGUGUCACGCUGCAGGCGAUCGCACCGAGUGACGAAACGUGACCAGUGUGACUGACUGAGUGUGACUGUGUGACGAGCCCAUGGCACGCGCGUCGCGAUGCACGCCGCCGUCACGGUCCCAGUCGCGACGGGGGCCUCGGUGGUAGCGGGGCCGCGCAAGCCGCGGGACUCGAACGACAACCCUUCAGCAGUAUGCACUCUGUGGCGACGCCCGCAACGCCAGGCGUCGGUCUCGCCAUGGGACAGUCCUCCUCGAGUGAGUCCAAAGGGCUGAAGCGCGCCGGGCCCUACAUGCGGGGCGCGGCCAACUCCUUCGGCUUCCGACGCAACAAGAAGAGCCCCGACGAGAAGGCGGACCUGGAGCAGCGCAACUACAGCCAGGAGGCGCUGUUCAAAGAGCAGCACAAUGUGACGACGGCCAUCAAGGCCAGCCCCAGCCUGGUCAGGUCGUCCAGCAAGGACGGCGCGCCCAACCCCGCCGCCCCCAAGACGAACCGCUUCGGCUUCAGAGCACCCGUCAGUGCGGGUGCCGCUGGCCGCGGGCUGUCCAACAAGGUGGGGGACUCCUUCCAGUCGGGGGUGCUGGCCACCUCCACGCCAAAGCCCGGAACACGCCCCAACUCUUCCCCCGCCAAUGUCGCCAAAAAAGCGUCGCCACCCGUCGCCGCCGGGCGGCCCAGUGUGCGCCCCGCGCCGCCCAAGACGCUGGCCGUGGCCAAGCACGUCCCCGCGGCGGCCAGGGCGCCGGGGUCGCAGCUGCCGCGGCCCCAGUUCGUCGGGCGCGCCGGCAAGGACGCCAAGACCGUGGCCAACUACGGCACCAGGAGAAUGGCGCCGAUCGCGACCUUCGACGACGAGAUCGGCUCCUCCAAGGAGAGCUCCAUGAACGAGGACUCGGGGCUCGGCAGCCAGUUGGCCGGUGACACGGACACCCUGCACGGCAUGGACGUCCUGGACGUCAGCCCGCGGGCCGGCCAGCGCCUGCGUCGCGCCGCCGCGGCCCAGCGGCCCCGGCGCAGCCUGCGCAGCCUGCGCGACGAGGACGACGACCCCAACGUCAUCACCGAGAUCGUCCCCAUCGCCAAGAUGGUGUCCAGGGCCUCGCUCAAGAGCCUCACCUCGCUGGGCGGCCAGAGCGCCUCGCCGCACCUGCUGUCCGUCAGAGGGUCCAUCAAGAGCGCCUCCUCGGACGAGUUCCACACCGACUCCAGCCUGUUCCGCGACUACGGCGAGGGCCUGGACGACCGCACCGAGGCCAAGGUGCUGAUCGACCGCCAGAUGGCGGAGAAGAGGCCGAUGGGCGGCCGCUACAUGAAGGACUACGGCCCCGGCGAGGAGCAGGACGAGGACUGGGGGCAGGGCGAGGCCAUGGCGGACAACGAGUGGCGGGACGUCGUGGGCUCCGUCGUCAUAGACGAGGACGUGAGCUUGAGCUGCGAGAUGAAGGAGCUGAAGACGGCGGCGUCCUGCAAAGCCGACAGCAGCAACCUGGCCGAGCUGGUGGCCGCCUCGGCCGAGCACGGCCUCAUCGAGGACGAGAGCGCGCCGGAGGACAGCCUGUUCAGCAGCAGCCCCGCGUCCACGAGCGACGACUCGCCGUCCAAGCACAGCGCCCACAGCGCGCACAGCGAGGGCAAGGAGGGCCAGGCCCGGCGGAGGGUGCGGACCAAGAAGCGCGAGGGCAAGGACGCGUCCAGGCGCAGCCAGGACGCCAAGCCCAAGGACUCCAACAAGGAGGCCGACAAGGCCACGAAGGAGGCCGACGAGAAGAAGGAGGGCCACCCGGUGAGUCCCGAGGGGUCGGGGACGCCCUCCAACUCCUUCUCGCUGUCCGACGGGCGGGACUUCCUGAUCGACGACGAGAUCGGAGACCAGCCGCAGCUCACCAUCCACAACAAGCUGGACGGGCACGGCGACGACAGCGAGCUGGCCUCCAUCACGGAGAGCGCCGCCUCCAUGACGCUCAGGGACUCGUCGCACCACCAAGCGCUGCCGAGCGGCAUCUCGCGCGCCAUGAAGCAGUCCCGGGGGCUGGACAGCACGGGCAGCAACGCCCCGGGGGCCGGCGCCGACCUCUCGCACCGCCAGGACCGGCAGCUGAGCCGCGACAACACGCUGAGGAUGUCGGCCGCGCGCUUCGGCGGCUCCAUGGACUCGCUCGCCACCAACUCGAUCGACUCGGAGGACCUGAUGAUGGACUUCGAGGAGGACCCCGCCGACAGCACCAAGAGGUACCGCUCCAUCACCAAGUCGUGGGGCGGCUCCCCCGUCCUGUUCUGGCCGCGGCCGCGCAAGGCCAAGAGCCUCAGCGUGGUCGAUCUGGAGGAGCUCAAGAGCAUCAAGACGGACUGCUUGGCCAACAGGGCGCGGAGCCAGAGCUGCGGCACCGAGGACGACGUCGCGGCGGACGAGAAGGGCGAGAAGGACGACGCGCUGGACGGCGACAACGUGCUGCUGGAGCUGUCGUCCCUCAUCGAGAGCAUCACGGGGGCGAGCAGGGAGAGCGACGGCAGCACCUCGUUGCUGGCCAGGCACUCCUCCGUGCACACGCGGUCGCGGCCCACGGCCCAGGCCAACAUCCAGGCCGGACUCAACAGCAGCGGGCCCAGCUCGGCCCCCGACAGCCCCCGGUACAGCCUUGGCUCCAGUGGGGCACCCAGCCCCCUCAGGCCACCCCGCCAGCUUGCAAGCUCAGACAGUGAUGAAUCCGCAAUGAUGAGAGUGGAUCGGGGCACAUAUCAGCACAUGUAUCAGGAUGUGGUUCACAUAAAAACAAUGCUGCUGAAGCUCAAGAGGGUACUUCAAGAGGCUGAGACCUUAAAUCCGUUUGAAAGCUCUCUAAAGAAUGGGUUGUUACAUCAACUCGUGCAUGCAGACGAUUCAGGUGAAGACAGUGAGGGCAGAGUACGGAACCCAGAUGAAGAGGUUGUUGAUCUCAAGAGACAGAUGGUAUUAAUGAAGCAGCAAAUGGAGGAAAAGGAUCGUACAAUCCAGUUGAUGCAAGUUCAGAUGAUGAAGUAUGAGAGGAUAUCCGAUGAUGUCACCGAAAAUGGUCAACCUGCUGACAUGUGCAACGCUGCUACCCAAACUGAGAGGAUGAGACCUGUGUCUGCAGGGCCAUCCUUACUGCAAUCGCUGCCUUCUGAUUCAAAUGGAACACCCCUUGUCAGUUUGACUGAUACAUGGGGCCGCCGAAGUAGGACUCCAGCUAGUGCCAGCAGCAUCGGUGGAAGCCCUGCCGUAGAAAACAGAGCUCCUUCUGCCUCCAGGGUUCCCACUGUGACCUCUAGAAGCAGCAGGAGUGUCACACCAGGACACCAAAGGCUUGGACUUUCACUUGCCUUCACUGGAGAUAGUCCAUCAAGCAUUCCUCUGGUCAAAGGACAUCACCGCAAGACUGGAACUGCUGUAGACUCAGUGCCAAAUACUAGAAGGCCCCCUGUAGUUACGGCAUCUCUGCCACGAAAGGCUGGAACAGGGAUGGCUGCCACUCCGAAACCUUGAUAUUGCAUUCGCUAGCAUCUCUAAGUGCAAGCGUUUUGCAAGCAUCAGCAAACCACCCAAAGCUAGGGCUGUCUAUUUUAAUUUAGCUUCGUAUUAAUGGGGGAAAUUUAAUACAAUAUCUUGUGCAAUUUUUUCUCCCAUACAGUAUUUAUGGCACAAAACAAAUCUAAGUUUUUUGUAUUUAAAGUUAGAAAGUGAUACUCAUUAUUAACUGUUGAGAUGUAUUUUGGUCUCUGUUGAACUGAUAUUAGGCAUCUGUGCGUGUCUCUAGUAUUUUUCUGUGUAAAACACAUUCCUACCUCCCCCUUCUUUAUUUAAAAAAAAAAAGGGUUCAUGGCAGCCUUUGGGAAAUGGAUGUGCAAUGUGUGGAUGUUGUUGAUAGGUUUCUACUACAACUUUAAAUUGUGAUAAAUUGUCAGAGAUAACAGUUGAACCCAUUGGAGAAAGGCGUAUAAGUGUCAAAAUAGGAUAUACAAAUUAUGAAAUCAGACACUUAGUCACCAUCAUGGGCUUAAUUAAACACUCAAAUUAAAUAGUGAAAUUAAAAUAGCCUUUGGUUGGUUGAUAUAAUAUGUGAUGUAGUCUUAUAAAGUAAUGCUAAGUACCUAUUCUCCUUACCAAAUUGACUUUUUCUUUUAGAUGAAACAGUUUUAUGUUAAAAUGAUAGUAAGUUGCUUGUUUUCGUUUCAUUAUUGUGAUCUGUUUUUAUUUCUUGCUAUUUAUAUAUAUAUAUAUAAUGACGUUUUUACUCGCACGUAAUCAUGUUCCUGCUGUUAAAUGUGAUUGUUUUGGUGUUGUUUGGUGGCGUGAUGAGGCAUUUCGGAUAUGACUAACGGUGUAGUCUCCUUCCUUUAGCACCUGCUGUAAUUCUUUUCUUUUUAAACAAAAGCAACAAACAUGUCUUUUACUGAAAUCCCUUACCUGAGCUUAUCAGAUUUUGUAAUUACUGUAAGUGACCCUGUGUGGUUUACAACAUUUUGUCUGUGCAAUAUUGGUUUCAUUAUGUAGCUUUGUUUCCAUACUUUUGUUCUUUAACUAGAGGUGGAGAAAUCCUUCAUAUGGCUCUCAAAAGUGAUCGUCAUAGCAAUCUAGACCUAGGCUUUACUCUAAGCAAGCUUGAUUGCUUUAAGUAGAGAAUUUGAGAGCAUUAAUUUUAAGAUAGGGUCAAACAGUCAUUUUGAUCCCAUUGUUGAUGCAUUUGUCUCACAUGCUUUUUCAUGUUACAAGUGAGUACUCCUUUUCAUUCAAAACAAAUUUUGAUUGAAUUAAAUAUUUUUGAUCUCUUUCUGUCACUUUAAAAUCACAUGUCUCCUAUGUGUUGUUCUUGAUUUAUGAGACAUAUUGUAUUAAUUUCUUUGUACCAGCUAAGAUCUGUACUUAAUCAGGUGAAUUUGCUGCAGAGCACUUAAAUUGCUUAUUGGUGUAAGAGAAAAUUGGAUUAUUGAGUUUAUGAGAUUUGUUGGUGCAAACCUUUUUGUCGAAUCUUCCAAAGCUGUUUGCCAAAUGUGUUAUCCCCCUCUUUUUUUUUCCACAAUUAAUAAGAAUUACUGUUCCAGCAUUGUUUUCUUCGUUUUUGUUGAGCUUUGUUUACACAUUGUUCCUGCCUCUUAUUUUGAAUAUGUAAACAUUUGUAUUUGCUGGGUUUGCUAUCUUUAAGCCACAGCCAUGGUGAUAAAAAAAAAGUCAGUUAUAUUUUA
Messenger RNA from Thrips palmi, 5253 nucleotides. RefSeq lists its product as uncharacterized. The coding region runs from base 245 to 3556 and encodes 1103 amino acids. Lineage: Eukaryota; Metazoa; Arthropoda; Insecta; Thysanoptera; Thripidae. The transcript has 16 exons. The record is from RefSeq and is a predicted model, not a curated record.